Messenger RNA from Apis florea (little honeybee), 1212 nucleotides. RefSeq lists its product as uncharacterized. Gene Ontology annotation, molecular function: protein binding. The record is from RefSeq and is a predicted model, not a curated record. Lineage: Eukaryota; Metazoa; Arthropoda; Insecta; Hymenoptera; Apidae. Gene Ontology annotation, cellular component: cytoplasm.
AAUGUUAAAAAUAGAUUAAAAGAUGAAACAUUAGAUCUUAGCUUGUGCGACCAAGAAGUGCCUGUUCGAGAAUCGUAUGCAACUAUCAAAAAAGCAACAAUUUUGGAUUUAUCAAAUAAUCUCUUAACAUUUUUACCUAAUACUUUUGUUGAUCUUAAACAAAUAGUUAAAUUGGAUCUUAGUAAAAAUAUGUUGACAGAAAUCCCUGAAAAUUUUGGAGAAUUGAGACAACUAAAACAUUUGGAUCUUUAUGCAAAUCAAAUAAGCAGAUUACCACUUAGUUUAAGUGAAUUAAAAAAUUUAAGAUGGUUAGAUUUAAAAGAAAAUCCUUUAACUCUUGCUGUAGCUAGUGUUGCUGGUCCUUGUAGUAAUUUGAGUGAAUGUCAAGCUUGUGCUCGCAAUAUUGUUUCUUAUUUAUCAUAUGUUAAAGUUACUAUUGAAGAAGAAAAAUUACGAAGAUUGAAUGCUACUAUUACAGUAGAUACAGAAACAGACACCAUAUCAACGAAAAAAGGAGGAAAAAGAAAAAAAAAGAAACUAUUGGAAAAAAAUAAUAAACAAAAUUUAGAUAAGAAUGGAUUUAAUCUCAUAAAUAAAGUAAAACAAAUAGAUGAAAAUAAAAUAGAACCUCCAAAAUUGACACUCAAUAAUCAAAUUAAUAAAGAACAUGGAUUUAAAGAAAAUGUAUAUCAAUUCUUUGUGUCCAUGAUCUUAUGGGUUUUUCUUUUGGGUUUAAUAUUUACACUAAUGCUUAUGAUUCUUCCAUUGUAUUCAAAACAAUCAGAAUUGUUUAUAAAUUAUAUAGAAACUAACACAGGUGUAUCUUUAAAGGAAUUUCAAAAAUAUAAUACUAAUGUACUUUAUUCUCUUAAACAAAUUGUAAUUAAUAUUUACGAUAAUUUAUAUUUUAUCUAUGAAAAAAAUUUUAAAACGAAAACCGAUAUUCCAAUGAAAUAAUACGCAUUUUAAGUAUUAUGAAAAAAAUUAAGAUUCUUAAGUAUAUAAAUUUCAAUGAUCAAAUUUAUUGAAUGUAAUAAUUUUAUAAGAAGUAGAUGUAGAAUAUAAUUGAUGAAUAAAAUUUAUUAUCGUUGAUACUUCUAAAAUCAAUGAGGAAUCGAAUGUCUUUAUAUUAUGUUAUAUUAAAAUCACAUAUGUGAAUCAAAAAAUGUUAUUUAUUUUGAAGAAUAAAAGAUUAAUACAGAUAUAUUAAAA